AUGGCGCUUGCGCGCACCCUCAUCCUCGUCGCCCUCACGGUCUCGCUCUUCACAUUCGUAGCCUUCUUCGGCCGCCUUCCGGCCUUCAGGAACACACCCAUAGGCUUCCUCAACCGCCUCUUCGUCCUGCACAUACCCUCGUUCCUCUGUCGGCUCGAUGGCAAGCUCACCAAUGGCCGCAUCACCUCCGGCAGCGCCCGGCUCGGACACUACCUCAUGCACGACAAGCACCCCGUAAUCGUAGUCUUCUUCCUCGGCCUUGUCACCGCAUGCGCUGUACUGCUCUUGCCCGCGGUGUGGCACACGCUACGCCUCUACCACAAGCUGCUAACACUGUUCCUGCUACCGCAACCCUACUUCUGGCUCUGGCUCAGCGCCAAGUCAAACAAUGCCACCUAUAUCACUCGCGCCCAUCAUGCCUCGCAAAUGCGCCACUACCCGUACGACCGCGUUCUCUACCACCCAGGCCAUACAUGCUCGACGUGCAAACUCCUCAAGCCAGCGCGCAGCAAGCACUGCAGCAUAUGCAAGACCUGCGUCUCGCGCAUGGACCACCACUGCAUAUGGGUGAACAACUGCCUUGGGCGUGGGAACUACAAGUACUUCCUCUUCUUGCUUCUGUCCACCGGCAUCUUGAUCGCCUAUGGUGCAUAUCUCGCCUGGUACUCGCUGAGUCCACUUGUUGGGAACCAGUAUGCGAAGUUCGAAAGCUGGUACACGUACAAACCUACGCCAGGAUCUGAUCCGAAAAGCUUGAUGAACUGGUUUGGAGCAAAGAGUCACUACUUCGUGGCAUACGUGAGCUUGUACCUCGACCUCGGCGGUCUCAGCGCAGCGGGCGUUGGACUCCUCGCGCUCCUCACCUGGCCACUCCCGCUGGGGCUUCUGGCAUACCACAUCUACCUGAUCUGGGCGGGCAUGACGACGAACGAGAGCAGCAAGUGGGCAGAUUGGCGCGACGACAUGGCAGACGGCGUUGUGUUCUUGGGAAAGAGGAGGGAGGACACGAUGGCGGAGAACUGGUUCAGCGCCUCGCAUCCCACUGCAGCGCCUCUGCGCCGCGCCGACAACGAGGAGGAGAUUGAUGUGGAAGAGCCGCAAACGACGUGGCCGCUAGAGAGCAGGCAUAUUCUAGUGCGCACAAGAGAUGGCCAAGCGCCCAAGUCGCUACCUCCUCGCAUCCAACGCGUCGCCGAGCCCGAUUCAUUCGAGCGCGUGUGGAGCCUGGCUGCGGUGGAGAACGUGUAUGACUUGGGCUUCUGGGACAACCUCGUUGAGGUGCUCACCAACUAG
Molecule: messenger RNA, 1293 nt
Organism: Macroventuria anomochaeta
Lineage: Eukaryota; Fungi; Ascomycota; Dothideomycetes; Pleosporales; Didymellaceae
Product: palmitoyltransferase swf1
Exons: 3
Coding region: 1-1293 (430 amino acids)
Biological process (GO): peptidyl-L-cysteine S-palmitoylation; protein targeting to membrane
Cellular component (GO): endoplasmic reticulum; Golgi apparatus
Molecular function (GO): protein-cysteine S-palmitoyltransferase activity
Source: RefSeq, a predicted model, not a curated record